AGAGGCAGAGGGAGGAGCCUCGGGGGGAAGGAGAGGGAGGGGACCGUCAGGAAGCCGCGAACGCCGCCGAGUGUCUGCACACCUCGCUCUGCCUGCCAUGGCUGGUUAAAGAACCAUCCGGAUCGCAGCGCGGGGGGAGGGCCGGGUGGGGGGAGCAGCGGCCGCGCGUGAGGCCGAGGGAGGGGCGGCGGCGCGAGCGGCGGCGGCGGCGGUUCCAGCAUGAAGAGGAGAGCUGGCCUGGGGGGCAGCAUGAGGUCAGUGGUGGGCUUCUUGUCCCAGCGGGGCUUGCAUGGGGACCCCCUGCUCACUCAGGACUUUCAGAGGAGACGCCUGCGGGGCUGCAGAAACCUCUACAAGAAGGACCUCCUCGGCCACUUCGGCUGUGUCAAUGCCAUUGAAUUCUCCAACAAUGGAGGCCAGUGGCUGGUCUCAGCUAUCCCCUUUUCCAGGGCACAGUGAGGCCAGCAGAUAUUGAGUAAACCGGAGAAAAUCAGGAAGGAGAAAAGGAGGAGAUGACCGCCGGGUUCUGCUAUGGCACAUGGAACAAGCCAUCCACUCCAGGGUCAAGCCCAUACAGCUGAAAGGAGAGCACCAUUCCAACAUUUUUUGCCUGGCUUUCAACAGUGGGAACACUAAAGUGUUCUCUGGAGGCAAUGAUGAGCAAGUUAUCCUCCAUGAUGUUGAAAGCAGUGAGACAUUGGACGUGUUUGCUCAUGAAGAUGCAGUAUAUGGCUUGUCUGUGAGCCCAGUGAAUGACAACAUUUUUGCCAGUUCCUCAGAUGAUGGCCGGGUUCUCAUUUGGGACAUUCGGGAAUCCCCCCAUGGAGAGCCCUUCUGCCUGGCAAACUAUCCAUCAGCCUUUCAUAGUGUCAUGUUUAACCCUGUGGAGCCCAGGUUGUUGGCCACAGCCAAUUCAAAGGAAGGAGUGGGACUCUGGGACAUUCGAAAACCUCAGAGUUCUCUCCUGCGCUAUGGUGGAAACCUGUCCCUCCAAAGUGCCAUGAGUGUACGAUUCAACAGCAACGGGACCCAGCUCCUGGCCCUGAGGCGACGCCUGCCCCCUGUGCUCUAUGACAUCCAUUCCCGCCUGCCUGUGUUUCAGUUUGACAAUCAGGGUUACUUCAACUCAUGCACCAUGAAAAGCUGCUGUUUUGCAGGAGAUCGUGACCAGAAACCAGAGGCUGAGGGAAAGGUGAUUUUCUUCAGGUUGUGUUUAGCAACAAAGCCUAUCUUCAUGGACCUUAGAAGACCCAGAACAAAGACCUCUAGCCAACAUUAUAUCCUUUCGGGCUCUGAUGACUUCAACCUGUACAUGUGGAGAAUUCCUGCAGAUCCAGAAGCAGGUGGCAUUGGUAGGGUGGUCAACGGAGCCUUCAUGGUGCUGAAAGGGCAUCGAUCUAUUGUUAACCAAGUCCGAUUUAAUCCCCACACCUACAUGAUCUGCUCUUCUGGUGUAGAAAAGAUUAUCAAGAUCUGGAGCCCAUACAAGCAGCCAGGAUGUACUGGAGACCUCGACGGUCGGAUUGAGGACGAUUCCCGCUGCCUCUAUACCCAUGAAGAGUACAUCAGCCUUGUGCUGAACAGUGGGAGUGGCCUGUCGCAUGACUACGCCAACCAGUCGGUCCAGGAAGACCCCCGGAUGAUGGCCUUCUUUGACUCACUGGUACGCCGAGAGAUCGAGGGCUGGAGCUCUGACUCAGACAGUGACCUCAGUGAGAGUACUAUCCUCCAACUGCACGCUGGGGUCAGCGAGCGCUCAGGCUACACUGACUCAGAGUCUUCGGCCUCAUUGCCUCGCUCCCCGCCUCCCACAGUAGAUGAGUCUGCCGACAACGCCUUCCACCUGGGGCCCCUGCGGGUCACCACCACAAACACAGUAGCCUCAACUCCACCAACACCCACGUGUGAGGAUGCAGCCUCUCGCCAGCAGCGUCUGUCUGCUCUGCGGCGCUACCAAGACAAACGCCUCCUGGCCCUUUCCAAUGAGUCCGAUUCUGAGGAGAAUGUCUGUGAGGUGGAACUAGACACAGAUCUCUUUCCCCGGCCACGGUCACCCAGCCCCGAAGAUGAAUCCAGCAGUUCCAGCAGCUCUAGCAGCUCUGAGGAUGAGGAGGAGCUGAAUGAACGCCGAGCCUCUACCUGGCAGCGGAAUGCCAUGCGGCGCCGACAGAAGACAACCCGAGAAGACAAGCCCAGUGCCCCAAUCAAGCCCACCAACACUUACAUUGGAGAAGACAACUAUGAUUACCCCCAGAUCAAAGUGGAUGACCUCUCCUCCUCCCCAACCUCGUCCCCUGAGCGGAGCACUUCCACGCUAGAGAUUCAACCAAGCCGGGCAUCACCAACUUCUGACAUAGAAUCAGUUGAGCGAAAAAUUUAUAAAGCUUACAAGUGGCUCCGCUACUCUUAUAUCUCCUACUCAAAUAACAAAGAUGGAGAGACCUCCUUGGUGACCGGGGAGGCAGAUGAAGGGAGAGCAGGAACCAGCCACAAAGACAACCCAGCCCCUUCUUCCAGUAAGGAAGCCUGUCUAAACAUAGCAAUGGCCCAGAGGAACCAGGACCUGCCACCUGAAGGCUGCAGCAAGGACACUUUUAAAGAAGAGACUCCUAGAACUCCCAGCAAUGGCCCAGGCCAUGAGCACAGCAGCCAUGCUUGGGCAGAGGUGCCAGAGGGUACCUCUCAGGACACUGGCAAUAGCGGCUCUGUAGAGCACCCUUUUGAAACCAAGAAGCUCAAUGGAAAGGCCCUGAGCAGUCGGGCUGAGGAGCCGCCUUCUCCUCCUGUCCCCAAGGCAUCUGGCUCCACUCUCAACAGCGGGUCUGGCAACUGUCCCAGGACCCAGUCUGAUGACAGUGAGGAGAGGAGCCUCGAAACCAUCUGUGCCAACCACAACAAUGGACGCUUACACCCUCGUCCCCCUCACCCUCACAAUAACGGGCAGAACUUGGGGGAGCUGGAGGUGGUGGCCUACUCUUCCCCAGGACACUCAGACACUGACCGUGAUAACUCGUCCCUGACAGGGACACUCCUACACAAAGAUUGUUGCGGGUCUGAAAUGGCCUGUGAGACCCCCAAUGCUGGAACAAGAGAGGACCCCACUGACACCCCAGCCACAGAUAGUAGCAGGGCUGUUCAUGGCCACAGUGGCCUCAAAAGGCAACGAAUUGAAUUGGAAGAUACAGAUUCAGAGAAUUCCUCCUCAGAGAAGAAAUUAAAAACAUGAUAAAUACAAAGGGAAAACAAAAAGCUACAAAAGUAGCCUUACAAAAAAAAAAAAAUUGUUUAGUGAAUACAGAGGAAAGGAAAAACAAGUAUUAAAGGCACAUGAAACCAGGGCCUGAAAUUUUGUGUCUGAUGCUGCUCCCUUCUAUCCAACAUUCAACAACGGGUCUGAAUGUCUAGCUGGCCAUUGGCUUGUGCUGUGUUAAGAAAGGGGAAAAAAAAAUAACCCAAGUGACUCCUUUCUAGUGAGACGUGAGCGUAGUGUGCCGCGCAAGGCUCUGUGGAAGUAAAUCUUUGUUGAGACGUUCGACUUGUUCUUGUGUACGCACAAUGGCACGUGUGCGCUUAUUGUCUCAUAAGACCUUCCUUUUAGUUCUCCAUCAGAAAGGACCUAUGAAUUUGUACUUUUUGCCAUCUCACCCUGUUUACAUGCCAUAGGUGUUCUGGUCUGGAUGAUGGGUGCCUGUUAAAUCAGGUUGUGCUGCCAGUGAGUUGUAGAUUUAUGCUGGAAGAAUGGAGAAUGGAAACAGGCCUUCAGCCCAUUGGCUGCGCUGGAGAGGAAAGCAUGGUUCCUUUCUUAAAGAAAUCUUCCAUGUUUUCUCUAAGUAACACUUCUUUAUUGAGCAUUUAAUGUGGACAUACUAUAAAAAAGAAUUUUUAAUGCUAAUGAGAGGUUUAGCACUUAAGAUCAGAUUCAAGAGAAUAUAGAUUCCUGAUAAAUUUCACUGUUUGCAAAUUGAGCAGUGCUGCAACAUGUACUGUAUGAAGGCCAUAAAAUAGAGCUAGUCAUGGAUAACAGACUUUAACCAGUUAGGUGCUAGAUCCUAAGAGGCACUCACAAGGCCAGCAGGUGCUUCCUUGGCUCCCAUGAUCGAUCGAGGCAUAGUGAAAGAAGGGCAAAGACAGCUUUCCAGAGCUUUGUGCUCAGGCUACUAAAGUAGUUGUUAUAGGUGUGUUAACGAAGAAGCUUAGUGAGGAGCAGAAUGUGGUACUAUAUUCAUUUAACUCAACCCAGAACCAUUGGUCAGAAUUGGUGGGACUGGCAUCUUCCCUCAGACUUGCAGUUGAUAGAGGCUGUGGUGUUCUCACUAGACUUUGCAGAGCAGUAGGCAUCUCAAGGUAACAGAUUCUUAUUGAGUAGGUCUAUUAGGAGUCAGAAGGUGUUGGGGAGGAGUCUCUGGCUUAUGACUCCUGGUUCCCAUUAGUCUUAAGUCUUCUGGUUCCCAUAAAAGACUCAGUUUUAUUGAGGUAGAUACAGGUUUAGAAGAGAAAAGAGCAACAGAUUUUCAGCGUUGCAGUCACUCGGUUAUCUAUGAAGGGUUGUGCAAAACAGGAAGGUCUGGGAAUGACCAGAUAUCUUGUUGGCAUAAAUGUUAUGAAAAGGCAGAAUACUGGCAAGAAAUGAGGAAGAGAGAGAAAAACAAUAUAACUUUCUUGAGUGCAAAGGUGCUAGACAACUAGGAGCCCAGCUGGGAUUGGUGUAGGGAGGGCCGAACGCUGACUAGUGUGGCCUCACUGCCCCAGGCUUCCUUUCAGAGGAAGGCCUGUCCUGCUGGAACUGGAGCCAAGGGGAGGCUGCCUAUGAAGGCAGAAGAUGUGGAUGAAUUCAGGCACUGGGGGUGGGGGGGUUAUUUAUAAACACAAGGUGGUUGGUUUAAGCCAAAAGGAGAUACCAUCCUGAUAAGCUCUGUGAAAGAGAAGAUGUGCCUGGUGUGUGUAAUGCGGCUGGGGUAUGAAAACACUGAGAAGGAGAUGAAGGAGUGUGUGUAGCAUGGGGGUGUGUACAACUUAACACCUGGACUUUUACUGGGGGAGUGGGAAAGUGAUUCUGUAACCAACAUUAGAAUUACUUUGGAUUUGUAAUCAGAUUGGUUCUAUGAUUUGUCUUUGACUAUUCACAGAUAAUUGUAAAUGCUGGUUUUAUAAGCCCAAGUCAUUUUACAUUUGCUUUUCCAAAAUGUAUUAAAUUGGAAUUUUUUAAUCCUUUAUAUACAAAAAAAAUACGAUCACUCAGUGUGUGUUUCUCUUCCCCUUCUUAGUCAGCACACCCAGUCCUUUAUUUUAUUCUAUUCUAUUUAUUUUAUUUUAAUAAGUACUUAGCCUCUUCUGACUUCUCAAAGGACAAUCGGAUACAUAUCUUCCUGAAAAGAAGUAGUUAAAGUUCCCUUGGGAACUAGCUACUUGGUAGUUACAAUUCCCAAAUGCAGAACUUGGUCUUUUCAUGUUAAAAGCCUUAAUCUCAUUUGGGUACUCAAAAGAGAAAUCAGAGUUUAUUCUGGUUAACUUGAGAAGCCAAGAAAGAUCAUUUUUAGCAAGUAUGCCUUCCAUCCUUGGCAGAGGCUUCCCAGCAUCCUAGGCUCAGCUUACCGGGUGAUAGGCCCCAUAAGACACACACAUGAGCAGGGUGAGAAAUGCUUGCUUUAUAGCUGCUCCACCCUCAUCUCCAGAGAUUUUGUGUCUAUGGUUGUGGGUCUGGAAACCUGGCAGGAACCACUUCUAGAGUACCUUUGCCUAAACUCUUUUAGAAUUGAGGCCCCAACUUUGAUGGCACAUUUAAUACCCAAUUUCUUCCAUAAUAGAUAUUUUUAAUAGCAGGACAGAUGGCACUGAUUAGAUCAAGAACUAUUUGGAAGUGCCUCUUAUGUUUUUUUCCUGCAUUCUGUACAUAAAGUUUUAAGUGGCAGGUCCAGAUAUGUAAAAUCAUUUCUCUCUAUUUUCCAGCUGGUUUUGUUAAUGAUUCUCUAGGACAGCAGGUAAAUGAGUUAAGUUGUUGGCUUGGGGCAAGUGAAGUUUGUGACUAUGCUUGAUUUAAUAAGCUGAGAGUCUCUUGUUUGUCUGUCAAGGUGCCUUCCUCUGCUGAAGCCUUACCUCCUUCUCACCCAGUAACGGUUAACUCUUCUCUUGUGUAUAUGCAAAUAAACCUAUUAUUCACUUCUCACGUCUUCCUCUUCUCUUCCAGGGAAGACUUGGUUGCUUA
This is a messenger RNA of Homo sapiens (human), 6202 nucleotides long. RefSeq names its product DDB1 and CUL4 associated factor 5 (gene DCAF5). The record is from RefSeq and is a predicted model, not a curated record. The coding region runs from base 539 to 3226 and encodes 895 amino acids. NCBI's taxonomy places the organism in Eukaryota, Metazoa, Chordata, Mammalia, Primates, Hominidae. Gene Ontology annotation, biological process: protein ubiquitination. The transcript is spliced from 11 exons.